Messenger RNA from Lactuca sativa (garden lettuce), 3240 nucleotides. It is a transcript of the gene PPDK, whose product is annotated as pyruvate orthophosphate dikinase. The record is from RefSeq and is a predicted model, not a curated record. Gene Ontology annotation, biological process: pyruvate metabolic process; phosphorylation. Gene Ontology annotation, molecular function: pyruvate, phosphate dikinase activity; ATP binding; kinase activity. Lineage: Eukaryota; Viridiplantae; Streptophyta; Magnoliopsida; Asterales; Asteraceae.
UCAAACCUACAAAUUUCAAUUAUUUCCAUUAACCGCCCAAAUGCCCAUAAUGUCUCGUAAUUUGGUCCACUCAUUGAUUCAUAUCUUCACCGAAUAAUCGAAAAAAACCCGACUUCGAUCCGACAAUCUCCCUUCUUUCUCUCUCGUUGCUACUUGCCACUGAUCCAUUCUGCAGGGGAAGGGGAAGGGAAGAAGAUGACUUCAUUGUUUGUGAAAGGACUGCUCCUGAAGUCCACCGCCGAUGAAGAAUACUCGCCAACGAAUUUAAAACAACGGCGGAGAUGUGAAAACGGUGUUCUUCGUGUAUUAGAUCACCACCAUCAACGUCCUUUUCUCCGGUGGAUUCGCCAUGGGAACAUGAGCAUAGCGCGAAGAGCAGAGUCACAGGUCGGUGGAUCAGUUCCACUGCGGGCAGUUCUCAAUCCGGUGUCUCCGCCGGUGAUGACGACCAAAAAGAGGGUUUUCACUUUCGGUAAAGGAAGGAGUGAAGGCAACAAGGGCAUGAAAUCCUUGUUGGGAGGAAAGGGAGCAAAUCUUGCGGAGAUGGCAAGCAUAGGUCUAUCAGUCCCUCCGGGGCUCACUAUUUCAACUGAAGCAUGUAAUGAAUAUCAACAAAAUGGGAAAAAACUGCCUCCUGGUUUAUGGGAUGAAAUAUUGGAAGGAUUGCAAUAUGUCCAGAAUGAAAUGGGCGCGUCUUUGGGUGACCCCUCCAAGCCUCUCCUCCUUUCAGUCCGCUCUGGUGCUGCGAUAUCGAUGCCCGGUAUGAUGGACACUGUAUUGAACCUUGGACUUAAUGAUGAGGUCGUGGCUGGGUUAGCUGGGAAAAGUGGAGCACGGUUUGCAUAUGAUUCAUAUAGAAGGUUUUUAGACAUGUUUGGCAAUGUUGUAAUGGGUAUCCCACACUCUUUAUUUGAUGAAAGACUAGAACAACUGAAAGCUGAAAAAGGGGUUGAGCUUGACACCGAUCUCACUGCUGCUGAUCUUAAAGAUCUUGUUGAGCAAUACAAGAAUGUUUAUGUUGAAUCGAAGGGUGAAAAGUUUCCCGAAGAUCCGAAGAAACAACUAGAGUUGGCAGUGAACGCGGUUUUCGAUUCAUGGGACAGUCCAAGGGCCAACAAGUACAGGAGUAUUAACCAGAUAACUGGACUUAAAGGGACAGCAGUUAACAUUCAAUGCAUGGUGUUUGGGAACAUGGGGAACACUUCAGGAACUGGAGUUCUCUUCACCAGAAACCCAAGCACAGGCGAGAAGAAGCUAUAUGGGGAGUUCUUAAUCAAUGCACAGGGAGAAGACGUAGUUGCUGGAAUCAGAACGCCACAGGAUUUGAACACCAUGAAGGAUUGCAUGCCGGAAGCGUACACAGAGCUUGUGGAGAACUGUGACAUCUUAGAGCGACAUUACAAAGAUAUGAUGGAUAUUGAAUUCACAGUUCAAGAAAACAGACUUUGGAUGUUGCAAUGUCGAUCAGGGAAACGUACUGGUAAAGGCGCAGUGAGAAUUGCAGUAGAAAUGGUGAAGGAAGAGUUAAUUGAUACUCGAACAGCAAUUAUGAGGGUCGAGCCUCAACAUCUAGACCAACUUCUUCAUCCACAGUUUGAGAAUGCAUCUGGUUACAAAGACCAAGUGGUGGCAACAGGUUUGCCAGCAUCCCCUGGAGCAGCCGUGGGGCAGGUUGUAUUUAGUGCUGAAGAUGCUGAAACAUGGCAUGCACAAGGAAAGAAUGCCAUCUUGGUAAGGACAGAAACAAGCCCAGAAGAUGUUGGUGGUAUGCACGCAGCGGCCGGUAUAUUGACAGCAAGAGGAGGAAUGACAUCACAUGCGGCGGUGGUAGCUCGUGGAUGGGGGAAAUGUUGUGUUUCUGGUUGUGCUGAUAUUCGUGUCAAUGAUGAUAUGAAGGUUCUUUUGAUUGGAGACAAGGUGAUAAAAGAAGGUGAAUGGAUUUCACUUAAUGGUUCCACGGGUGAAGUUAUAAUGGGUAAACAGCCACUGGCUCCACCGGCUAUGAGCAGUGAUCUAGAAACAUUCAUGGCAUGGGCAGAUCAAGUAAGACGGCUCAAGGUCAUGGCAAAUGCAGACACACCUAAUGAUGCCUUAACCGCAAGGAAUAAUGGUGCUCAAGGAAUCGGACUUUGUAGGACUGAACAUAUGUUCUUUGCAUCCGAUGAGAGGAUAAAAGCUGUAAGGAAGAUGAUUAUGGCUGUCACUGUUGAGCAAAGAAAAACAGCACUAGACCUGUUACUGCCUUACCAAAGAUCCGACUUUGAGGGAAUUUUCCGAGCAAUGGAUGGACUUCCAGUGACAAUCCGCCUUUUGGACCCUCCACUCCAUGAAUUUUUACCCGAAGGUGAUCUUCAACAAAUUGUGAGUGAACUCACUGAGGAUACUGGCAUGACAGAGGAUCAAAUUUAUUCAAGGAUCGAGAAUUUAUCUGAAGUGAACCCAAUGCUUGGUUUCAGAGGCUGCAGGCUUGGAAUUUCAUAUCCGGAGCUAACCGAGAUGCAAGUGCGUGCAAUCUUUCAAGCUGGGGUGACUAUGAGCAACCAAGGCGUCACAGUUCUCCCAGAGAUCAUGGUUCCAUUAGUUGGAACCCCUGAGGAACUCAGACAUCAAAUCAGUGUCAUUCGUGGCGUAGCAAGCAAGGUUUUUUCUGAAAUGGGAUUGUCAUUGAAGUAUAAAGUUGGCACCAUGAUCGAGAUCCCUCGAGCUGCUCUAAUUGCAGAUGAGAUUGCCAAGGAAGCUGAGUUUUUCUCUUUUGGAACCAACGAUCUCACCCAAAUGACAUUCGGCUACAGUAGAGAUGAUGUUGGCAAGUUUCUCCCAGUUUAUCUAUCCAAGGGCAUUCUACAAAAUGAUCCCUUUGAGGUUCUUGAUCAAAAGGGGGUGGGUCAGUUGAUCAAGAUGGCCACCGAUAAGGGCCGUGCAGCGAAUCCUAACUUAAAGGUUGGCAUAUGUGGAGAGCAUGGUGGAGAGCCUUCUUCUGUUGCAUUUUUCGAUGGGGUUGGACUAGAUUAUGUCUCUUGCUCUCCAUUCAGGGUCCCUAUCGCAAGGCUGGCAGCUGCACAAGUCGUUGUUAAUUAAGCUUCAGAAUGAGGGAAAAUAGUUUGUGUAUUCCCCAUUUCCCGUUGUUGUAUAUAAAUAAGUAAUCAUGGUUCCAUCAUUCUUGUAAUGGCAAACACAAAAUAAUUGAUUAUAUCAUGUUUGGCAUACAUGGGUAUAAUUAUCAAACGACCAUCUAUCCAA